Sphaerodactylus townsendi is the source of this 1315-nucleotide messenger RNA. Its product is annotated as endogenous retroviral envelope protein HEMO-like. The record is from RefSeq and is a predicted model, not a curated record. NCBI's taxonomy places the organism in Eukaryota, Metazoa, Chordata, Lepidosauria, Squamata, Sphaerodactylidae. Bases 27 to 1118 code for a protein of 363 amino acids. The transcript has 2 exons.
CUCCAGAAAAAGGAGAGGUGGUUUAUAUGACCCGACCUGAUGGUGUUUCACAGGGUUUCCUGCAACUCACAGACACUCAAACUACUCUAUAUUUGUCCACAAAGCCCCUGGAUAUUUACUGCCACCUUUAUAAGAUACAUAAGAGAAACACUGCUAAUGCUACUGUUACUUGGGAAGGAACACAGAAUUCUAUUCUAACCUGGAUGGCUUUUAUGUAUGUCUGUACUUAUGAGAAAACCAUGCCUAGAAAUUAUGCUGAAUCUUGUAGAAUAUUAGCGAAUGCUGUACCUGUUUCUGAACGCUCUAUACUAUUGUCUGAAAAAGGAUUGUAUUUUAUUUGUGGAAAUGCUGGACGAAAGGUUAUACAUGUAGAGUGGAAAGGGUUAUGUUCAUUUGGUACUGCUGUUCUGGAGUUGGACAAACGAAAGACAAUUUCUUAUCAUCAGGUUUUGAAUUUGGGAGGUCGACUACCUAGGGCUGUUAUAACCCCUACUCAAACAACUAUUGUGAAUCCUCUCAUAGGAGAGACCCACCCCUGGUGGGGAACUUUUCUUCGAGCAUUAAUCCCCUUCUAUGGUGUUGCACAGAUUGAAAAGGCAGUUAAGAAUUUGUCUGCCAUAGUAGAAGAUGGGUUUCAGUAUACUGCUCAUGCCGUGUCAGGAAUACAAACAGAGUUACACUCUUUGGCUGACAUUGUUUUGCAGAACAGAAGAUUAUUGGAUCUCCUUACUGCACAACAAGGGGGAACUUGCGCUAUGCUGGGUGAACGCUGCUGUUUGUAUGUUGACAUGUCAGGAAACAUUACUACUGAUAUUACCCAAUUAAGACAUGCAGUUCAUCCCCUAGACCGUGUUGCGUACACGGAUCCUUGGGACCAUGUUUUUGGAUGGCUUCCUGGCCUGGGUUGGGUGCGCAAUAUAGUUGGCAUAUGUGUUCUGAUUGCCGGGCUAGGACUCUUUGUUUGCUGUUGCAUGCACUGCAUCCCUCUUCUCCUCUCUUGCACGUCUUCACUUGCAUCAUGGAGAAGACGGUCAAGGCGCCCAACAGGUAUUCCCCUACGUGUAGUCACCUCUGCCACAAAUUCUUCUGCGUCUCCAGUUCUCACUAGUCUGCUUUAACGCACCCUUCCAAGUUUUCAGGGUGCAUUUGAAAAGGGGGGAUUCUGUGAGCGCAGAAGAAGAAAGUUAAAAGACAGUGUGUGCAAGAGAGAAAAUAUAUGAAAGGAAAAAGGAUUUUGGAUUCAUAAAAGGAAAGACAAACUUUUCUUUCCCUCCAUUAUUUUUCUUAUUAUGGGGAGAUGGCAACCACAGAAGAU